UCCUUUCUUUCGCCCAGCUCUUUAGCGAAUUCACAUGUUAAAGUAACCGAGGAAAACCGGCCAGACCACUGUUGUUAUUCGGUUCAGUUUUGUUUAGGAGUGGGUGUAUGUUCCUGCUUAUUAGUAUGUAAUUGUUAAAGAAUUGAGAGUGUUUGAUUUAAAAAAAAACACAAUCACUGACACUUAAGGCGCGUGGGUGAGAACCCGUGCGUUUAGCCUAUUCUUUCAUUCUCAAAGGACGAAGAACAAAAACGAAACAAACAAAAAAAUAAAAAGAAGAAAAGAAGAAAUUAACAAUAAGGACUAUUAACAAUAAUGGCCUUUUUAACAUUUUGGAACUACUGCCUCCCCAUUCUCGUCGUUCUCCUCCUAUCCUUUGUACGCACAGUUCGAAGUCAGGCGGUGCAGGCGGAGAACGUGACGGUGCUGGAGGGGGGCACGGCGCAGAUCUCCUGCCGGCUGCAGAACUACGACGGCUCCAUCGUGGUCAUCCAGAACCCCCGCAGGCAGACGCUCUUCUUCAAUGGCACCCGAGCGCUGAAAGACGACCGCUUCCAGAUGGUCCUGUUCACUCAGCGGCUGGUGCGCAUCACCCUGAGCAACGUCAGCGUGUGGGACGAGGGCGGCUACUUCUGCCAGCUCUACACGGACGACACGCACCACCAGGUGGCCACGCUGACCGUCAGCGUGCCCCCCGAGGUGCCCACCGUGGAGGUGAAGACGGAGGCGGUGGAGGGGGGCGAGGUGGAGCUGGUCUGCCUGUCCCCGCGCAGCAAGCCCCCCGCCACGCUGCGGUGGAUGCGCGACCGACGCGAGAUCCAAGGGGUGGUGUCGCAGCAGGACUACGGGAAGACGUACAGCGUUUCCAACACCAUCACCAUCCCGGUGACGAUGCGGGACAACGGCGCGCAAGUCAGCUGCGAGGCCUCCCACCCCGCCCUGGGGACGCAGCGGAAGGUCCGGCACUACCGGCUGGACGUGCACUUUGCCCCCACAGUGAAGAUCAUCCCACCCCCGGGAAUACUCAGGGAGGGGGACUCCCUCAGCCUCUUCUGCUCUGUCACCGGAAACCCUCUGCCGCGGAACGUGCAGUGGUCCCGGGUGAACGACACCCUCCCGGAGCGGGCAGAGACCGUGGGCCCCACCCUGACCGUGUCCCGGCUCAGCCAGGCCCACAACGGGACCUACCUCUGCCAGGCGCACAACAACUACGGCCGGGCCGCCGACCACUACGCCCUGCUGGUGUACGAGUAUGUGUCUGUCACUCCCACGGCCCCUCCCACGGCCCCUCCCACGGCCCCUCCCACUUCCCAUCCCACCACCUCAGUCCCAGCCUCCCUAACCCCAGUCGGUGCCAUGGACCCCAGAGAUCCCGGCGCAGUGGUGGAGACCCAGAGUGCAGUACCCUACGCCGUAAUAGGGGGCGUCCUCGCGCUGCUGGUCUUCACCAUCAUCUGCGUGCUCAUCGUCACCAUCUGGUGCUCCGUCAGGCAGAAAGGCUCGUACCUCACCCACGAGGCCAGCGGCCUGGACGAGCACGGCGAGGUCCAGGAAGCCUUCCUCAACGGCAACGACACCCGGGAGGGCAAGAAGGAGUAUUUACUGUAGCGCCCUCUGCUGGCGGGCCUCCUUCGACUGCGACCGCACGACGGCAUUCUCCAUACCACACACCGCAAGACUGUCAAAAAGGGGAAAGGAUGGAUGAUCCACCUGUCACAAUUGUGCCAUAUAAAGGGAAGGGAUGCAGACAUUGUGAGAGGAUGAGGGAGAGGGGAUGUUUUUUUGUUUAUUUCGUUUUUGUUUUUUUUGUUGUUUUUGCGGAGGACAGAAAGUAGAUAAGAAAGAAAACAAUCCCAACCCGUGCACUGUGCUUAGCAGAGCGAGACCGACUGAGAGAAAAACGUUUGAAUCCGGCGCCCAGAGAAAACCGCUUAGUCAGAACACAGCACACAGUCCACAACCUGCCAAGAUCGAGGACGGCAGCGGGAAGGCGGGGCCAGGGUGGAGGGAGGGGA
Messenger RNA from Anguilla anguilla (European eel), 2015 nucleotides. It is a transcript of the gene cadm4, whose product is annotated as cell adhesion molecule 4. The record is from RefSeq and is a predicted model, not a curated record. NCBI's taxonomy places the organism in Eukaryota, Metazoa, Chordata, Actinopteri, Anguilliformes, Anguillidae. Gene Ontology annotation, cellular component: cell-cell contact zone. The transcript is spliced from 9 exons. The coding region runs from base 316 to 1608 and encodes 430 amino acids. Gene Ontology annotation, molecular function: vascular endothelial growth factor receptor 2 binding. Gene Ontology annotation, biological process: negative regulation of peptidyl-tyrosine phosphorylation; regulation of Rac protein signal transduction; regulation of wound healing.